AUGAUCUCCCCUGGCAUUCCUCCAUCCCAUCUCCUUCUCACCUGGACUCACUUGGACUCACUCUCUCUACUCUAUUCCAUGGCUCACGGAGGUGUUCACUGUCCAGGAGAGUUGGACGUACUCUACGCAAACAACAGAUCAGAGACUACGAUCUGUUAUCCCUCCCCCUCCCCCGCCAAGCGUGUCUCUUCAUACUACCCCAAGUUUGGUCCCAAGGUCGUAGAAGACUCCAACCUCGAUCCUUUUUAUCUUGAGUCUUCAUUGGCGGCGACGCCAGAGUGGAAUUCAUACUCGGAAAUGCGCGAUGAUCAAUUCGACCACGACAGCCACUACUAUUCUUUGUCCUUGACCAAGGACCUCCACAACUCGUUUCAAUACGGCCCAGACCGAUCUACUCUGGCGCAAGUAGAGCUUGAAAACAGCCUACGAUUCCACAGAUACACUCCUUCCACAGAGGAACGGAGUCCGCUGCACAGCAGCCACGACUCCUUCAGCUCUGUACAGACCGACAGCAGCACUCCAGACUUGACUCCAAGCAGCUCGUUCUCCUCUCAUUCUUCCGACUACCCAGACGUGGUCUUGGGUGCCACUGAGCAAUUGCACAAGCACGUCCAGGCUGCUCAACCAGAGCCUCGACGUCGCUUCUACCUGCCAGCAUCAACUCCUCCAACAUACUCACUCCCUCCGCCGCCUCCACCACCAGUGGCUCCCUUGAUCGCCCCGGAGACUCGCCCUACCACUCCUUGCUAUCAACACUCCAACGACUCCACCACUACGAUCACCAUGGGCUACGAGGACGCCACGGGGUCGGUCUCAUCCCGCUCCCGCCGCAGGAAGCAGCCUCCCAGUCUCAACCUCUCUCGUGGGACCAGUGCCCACAGCCACCGCCGCAAGCAGUCCGGCCCUGGCUCUCGCCCUACACUGGACCCUUCCAUGAUCUCUCCCCCAUGUCUCAUCAACCCCGUCACCAAAGAACCUCACAUGACCCACUUUGACCAAGCUCUCUUCAUUCCUGCCAACGACUGUCCUAGUCCAGUACCUAGCCCGGUGGCUAGCUCUCCACCUAUCUCUCGCCAAUGGACCGCCACGUCCAUGGAGCGACCCUCCACAUCUACCUUUGAUGCGCACUGCGAGCAAUCAGUCUGGGAGUCCGACUCCGAGUCUGAAUCCGUGGGCCGCAAGUCCAUGUCUCGCAAGCCUAUCGACACCCUGCGCAAGGUGCGCAGCCGUGCGAAGCUCCGUGGUGCCAAAUCCCAGCCUCGCCUGUUCCAUGGUGGAAUGGACGAGCAUCCUACUGAAAGAUUCCCUUGCAUGCCUGACGACAUCCUCGGAGAGCCCAUCUCCGAGAUCUAUCGUCCCAGCAUGGAUCGUCCUAGCACAAGCCGUCCCAGCACGAGUCGAGACGGGCCCCGCGUGCACAAUGGAUUACAAACCCUUCGUCUCGUCGCUCCUUCCACUACAUCUCUCGCUCGAGGUCGAUCGCGCAAGAACAGCAGCAUCAACAGCUCGGACGUUGACCGCUCAGCCGCUGCUGCCUGGCAAGCUCAGUACCGUCGGCGCCAACGCUCUGACACCCCCGAAUAUCCCAGCUCCGGUUCCGAAAAGAGCGACAAGGAGAAGUUGACAUCGAUGUGUUAUGAGCAACACCCCCAAGUCCCCUUCCAAGACUUCCGGGAACAACGCCCCCUCUUGCAACGAUUCAUGGAUUCCCUUCGAUCCUUGAACUGUCAGAAGCCUCCCAAGUCUCACAAGAAGACUAAUGUUACCACCAUCUAA
Molecule: messenger RNA, 1776 nt
Organism: Penicillium salamii
Lineage: Eukaryota; Fungi; Ascomycota; Eurotiomycetes; Eurotiales; Aspergillaceae
Source: the annotation of a GenBank genome assembly